AUGAUGAGCUCCUCCAGUAAGCAGCAAGAAGGGCCCAAGCUCUUCAGCUCGAGGAUCCUCUCAAGGGAUCGCUCGAGCGUGGCCAACGCGUCCUUCAGGGUAUACUACAGCCUCGGCGCCGGCACCGUGCCGUUCCUGUGGGAGUCCAAGCCAGGCACGCCCAAGAGCUCCGUCACCCCGGCCUCGUCUGCCGCCGCCAGGACCGUGCCGCCGAUCUCGCCGCCGCCGUCCUACCAGCAGUCGGUGUCCCAGUCCAAGGCUAAGAAGUUGAGGAAGAGGUCAGCCUCUUGGCCUCCCGGAGGUUGGAUCAUCGGCUGGCUGAACCUGAACAUCAGGAGGCGGUCACCGCCGUCAUCGCCAACGGAUCACCAGCAGCAGCAACGCUGCCUUGCCGUGGACCAUGGCGGCGACGAGCGGCGGUCGCGGCGUUCCACCUUUUGCUUCUGA
Molecule: messenger RNA, 447 nt
Organism: Miscanthus lutarioriparius
Lineage: Eukaryota; Viridiplantae; Streptophyta; Magnoliopsida; Poales; Poaceae
Source: the annotation of a GenBank genome assembly